Molecule: messenger RNA, 96 nt
Organism: Penicillium digitatum Pd1
Lineage: Eukaryota; Fungi; Ascomycota; Eurotiomycetes; Eurotiales; Aspergillaceae
Source: RefSeq, a predicted model, not a curated record
AUGAGGGCAUUCGAUCUCCCAGCAGUCUGGGUCAUCAUGGCAGGCCAUGCGGAAAGAGGUGUUGGCCGUUCACUUGGAAAGUGGACAUUUCGCUAG